This is a messenger RNA of Daktulosphaira vitifoliae (grape phylloxera), 1343 nucleotides long. RefSeq names its product longitudinals lacking protein-like. Lineage: Eukaryota; Metazoa; Arthropoda; Insecta; Hemiptera; Phylloxeridae. Gene Ontology annotation, biological process: regulation of transcription by RNA polymerase II. The record is from RefSeq and is a predicted model, not a curated record. Bases 157 to 648 code for a protein of 163 amino acids. The transcript has 2 exons. Gene Ontology annotation, molecular function: sequence-specific DNA binding; DNA-binding transcription factor activity, RNA polymerase II-specific. Gene Ontology annotation, cellular component: nucleus.
GAAUAAGUCUUUUAGUUAGAUUCUAUGUUGUAAUAAUUAUUUGAACUGCUUAUACUUUGUGCACACUCUUGUUUUUCACCAGAGCAUGUUUUGCUUUAUCUACUUUGGUAAUUCUCUUUUACUCAUGAAUUGGUGGAUGUACUUACAGGCGAUGGAAUGGCUACAAUCACAGCAACCCGUUGUGUAGUGAAUAAUCAUUUGACUAAUUUCAAUUAUCAUCAUUUAUCAAGUGUUAUUAAGUAUCUGAAUAAUCAGCAACAACAUCAAAAAACGUGGACAACCAAUAAUGCAUUGUCAAUAUCUCAGAGGUAUUUUGAAAAAAUAUCGCCAGCAACAGCUGGAAUACCAGCUCUUGUUAAUCAAAAUUUCUAUGAUAUGCAGGACUCUGGAUCAGAUGCAUCAGGUCAUGAUGGUUAUGGAAGGCAUAGAAGACAUAAUAGAGAUAAGGAACCUAUUUUUCAAUGUCCAGACUGUGAAAAGAGAUACCGUUCUAAAACAAGCUUGAGCUUGCAUAAACGUUUAGAAUGUGGUAAGGAACCUGCAUUCCAAUGUCCGUAUUGCCCGCUCAAAACUCACCAGAAAGGUAAUCUACAAGUACAUAUAAAAAAGAAACAUAAUGACCAUGGAGAACUGAAUAGGACUUACUAAAAUAAUUUUUAAAAAAUUACUUGUAUAACUAUAACUUCAUAAGUAGAUUAGUAGUGCCAAACUCUUUGAGUUAUCAAUUAUUUAUUAUUAAUACUACAUUAAGUAAAAUAGAAAAAAAGUCCCUGUAAGUGUAAUUUAAAUUUCAAAUGCUCCACCACUAUGUCUAUCCAUUAGGUUAUCUGAUAAUUUAUUUAUAUUAAUGAUAUGGUUACUUGGAUUUUAAAAUAUCCUUGUUUACUACUUUCACUUCUCAUGUGCCCCAUUUGAAUUAAAAAUUGACUGGAAUAAUAACCAAUAUAUGACUGAUAGUAUUCUAUAUCUUAGUGAUAAUUUAGAUAAAUAUUCUCGAAAAUUAUAUGUAUUUAUGUUGGAUCUAAUAUUAAACACUGAUUACAAACACUCAGGGUGACACCGUGUACAAUUAUAAUGGUGACUAAGUACAUUUUAAAAUGAAAAAAAGCUUGCUCAUAGAUACUACACUCAAGUGUUGUUAAAAGUUUCUAAUGGCAACACAUAUUAGACAAAAUCUUUAUUUAUUUAUUUUUUAUUCCUUUAUUAAAUGACUGAAUAAAUGUUAAAUUAGAAGAAUGAUUAUUAUAUUUAUAUCAAUUUUAAUUAAGUUCAUUGUUCCGUAUAGUGUAAUAGAUUAAUAUUUUCAAUAAAACUGUUUAAUUCAGUACAAAAUAAAAUGAAGG